Messenger RNA from Peronospora matthiolae, 3048 nucleotides. Lineage: Eukaryota; Oomycota; Peronosporomycetes; Peronosporales; Peronosporaceae. The record is from the annotation of a GenBank genome assembly.
AUGUGGGCCGUUGACAGCGGGGCAACACAUCACAUCUGCCACGACAAGUUCAAGUUUGCAAGCUUGGUCGAAGGCAAUGAUGGCGAGAUCCUGGUGGCUGAUGGCAACAAGGCGGCCAUCAAAGGUGUGGGGACCAUCGUGGAAAAGGUGAUUCUGCCAAACGGGGAAGAGCGCGAGAUCGAGAUCAAGAACGCGCUCUAUGUGCCCAGCAUGAGCAAAAAUCUGCUCUCGGUGCCGCAGAUUAACAAGCACGGCAACUUCCAAGUGGUGUUUGACGGGGAUACGAUGUACGUCGCUCGCAAGGAUUCCAAUCAAGUGGUGGCAGCUGCGGAUCUUGUAGACGGACUCUACUGGCUUCGCACGACGCAGCGAUCGGCCAAUGCGACAUCACUCAGCAACGCUGUUGAUCUACAUGCGCGAAUGGGCCAUGCUCCAGUCGACGUGCUUCGCAGGAUGGUGACAAGCCACAUGAUCAAGGACGCUCACAUCCCUUCCAAGCCGAAUGGAUCAAGUGUGUGUCGAGGAUGCCAAGAAGGGAAGAUGGUCCAAAAACCAUUCCCGAGCAACAGUGACAAGCGCACCUACAACACCUUCGAGAUGCUCCACUUCGACAUCUGCGGACCCAUGGAAAAAAAAUCUCUGGGUGGCAGCAAGUAUCUGCUGCUGAUCUUGGAUGAAGCCAGCGGAUGCAUGAAGGGUUUUUGUCUGCAUUCCAAGUCAGAGAGCGAAGAGUGCAUCAAGAAGUACAUCACGAUGAUACAGACGCAGUUCAACAAGAAGGUCAAAUUUGUGCGACACGAUGGAGCCCGCGAGUUUGCGACGAACUCGCUUCAAGAUUUCUACGAAGUCGAAGGCAUCGAGCAACAAACCACGGUGCCAUACGCACAUCAAGCCAAUGGAACUGCUGAACGCGCGAUUCGAACUAUCGUCACCAUCGGUCGUAGCAUGCUCCAUCAUGCCAAGUUGGACAAGUGCUUCUGGGCUGAAGCGGCAAUGACGGCCGUCUAUGUGAAGAACCGUUUGCCGUCACCCAAGAUUCCACACAAGACACCGUUCGAGAUUGUCUACAAUUCUAAGCCAAGUGUCAAGCACAUGCGCGUUUUUGGGUGCCAAGCAUACAUCUUGACCCCGAAGGAGAAACGACUCAAGUGGGAUCCCAAGGCCCGGGCUGGAUUGUUUUUGGGCUACGAAGAAGUGUCCAAGGCGUAUCGAGUUUACGACAUCGAAGCGGGGCAGGUGAUGAUAAGUCGCGAUGUCAACUUCGAUGAGUCGGCCUUUGGAAUGUCGAUGCUGAUUUCCGAUGACGAUGUUGAUGGCCUGGACUUCGAAUCGAUCGAUCUUGAUGAUAAAGAACCGCGUCCGAGACACUUCAAACAAACAGGAAAGCGCAAGGCCCAACCCAGUCACGACAAUGACGACGCAAGCAUGCCCCGAGCAGUGCGCCAACGACCCGGAUUGGAAGAGUCAAGUGCGCCGGAUGACCUCUCUUCACGUCGAGCCAACGAAGAUGAAGAAAGGAAGUCGGAGGAACAACAUGACACACCGACUUCCUCCGCGUUUUGGCAUGCGAGUGCAAACGCCGUCGAAGCAGCGGUCGAUUUUUCGGAGCCGUCGACAUUUGAAGAAGCAGUGUCUGGCCCGGACCAAGUACACUGGCGCAAGGCAAUUGAUGCGGAGCUCGAUUCGAUGAAGCUUCGCGGUGUCUUUCGUGCGGCCAAGUUACCCAACGGACAAAGCGCCAUUGGCACAAAGUGGGUCUUCAAGAUCAAGCGCAAGGCGGAUGGGUCGAUCGAGAAAUACAAGGCACGACUUGUGGCCAAGGGUUUUCGCCAAAAGUAUGGCAUCGACUACACGGAGACGUUCUCGCCCGUGGUCAAGUAUGUGACGCUGCGAAUGGUCAUCGCCAUUACCAAGCACUUUGGAUGGCCCCUCGACCAGCUCGAUGUGGUGACUGCGUUCCUGUAUGGAGUGAUGAAGGAGAAGGUGUUCUGCGCUGUUCCGGAAGGCGUCAAGAUGGAAGCGUCGGGAUUCGAUCCAUGUCUCUACAUCAUGACUUCGGAAGGCCAUUGUGUUUUUGUGCUGGUCUACGUGGACGAUGUCUUGGUGACUGGAAGCUCGCUCGAGAUGAUUGCGCGCACCAAGAACGACCUCAAGACACGCUUCGAGAUGACGGACAGCGGCAAGUGUGCCUUUGUUCUUGGGAUCGAGUUAUUGGACGGUAAAGAUGGCAGCGUGACUAUGUGUCAGCGCCGUUAUGUCGACGAUGUCCUCAAGCGCUUUGGAAUGGAUGAGUGCAAGGCUGUGGCAAGUCCGGUGGACGUCAGCUCUCGACUGGUUCCAAGCAACUCUGCAAGCAAGGUGGAUGUCCCAUUCCGUGAAGCAGUGGGUGCUUUGAUGCAUCUGACGACUGCAACGCGACCGGACAUCGCCUAUGCUGUAAGCUUUGUGUCACGGUUCAUGGAGAAACCCCAAGAAGAACACUGGGUUGCAAUCAAGCGCAUCUUCCGCUACCUACAAGGCACCAAGAUGCAUGGAAUCUGCUACAAGCCAAGUGCGAAGAUCGACUUUCGUGGCUAUUCAGAUGCAGACUGGGCCGGUGACCUUGCUGAUCGCAAAUCGACGUCCGGCUACGUCUUCAUGCUAUUGGGUGCUCCGGUGAGUUGGGGCAGCAAGAAACAGCCAAGUGUGUCACUGUCUACAAGCGAAGCGGAGUACAUCGCGCUCAGCCUGGCGAUCCAAGAAGGCAAGUGGAUCAAUCGCUUGCUGUGCGAGAUCAUGGCGGCUGCAAACGAAGAAGGACCCGAGCUCGUCAUCCGUGAAGACAACCAGUCGUGCAUCAAGAUGACGAAGAAUCCGGUCAACCACGGCCGCGCUAAACACAUCGACAUCAAGUACCAUCACAUCCGUGAUGAAGUCAAGCGCGGCGAAGUGAAGCUUGAAUACUGCGAGACGACGUUGAUGUUGGCGGACAUCAUGACGAAGGGACUUCACGGACCGCGUCACAAGGACUUGACGGCGGCGCUUGGCAUCCGUGCGUGUUCGGAUUGA